CACUCUUCCCCAACAAAAGCCAUGGCUGUGCAGGCGCACAACCUCUCCCACGACCUCCACGUCUACAACAACUUCAGGGGUCUGCCUCUGAUGGAUGAGAUGACGGGCGGAUCCCUGUACCUGGAUGGGCAGGUUGGCCGCGCGCCGGCGGUGUCGGGUAUCGGGAACUCGGUGUUCGGCGACAUCGAUCUUACCUGGAACGACAACGCCUGCGGCCACGGUUUCGUGCAGAGGAAGCGGGCUCGUGUGGUUGCGGCCGCGCCUUCUUUCUUGGAGAACCCGCACGCGCAGGGGCUUGUGCCCGUCGGCGACGUGCUAACCAGGGCGGCGGGCUCCGGCGCGGCGUCCACCAGCGGGAGGAUCACCAAUGCCACCAGCCUGCAGCACGACCUGCUCUCGACGCUCUCCCAUCAGUGCACGGAGAUCGAUGCUCUCGUAAGACUGCAGACUGAGCGGAUGCGCGCGGGGUUGGAGGAGGCGCGGCGCCGGCACGUCAGGGCGCUGCUGUCGGCGGCGGAGCGUGCUGCGGCGGGCCGCCUGCGUGCCGCGGAGGCCGCGCUCGAGCUCGCGCGCUGCCGCAACGCGACCCUGUCGGAGAGGCUCGGACAGGUCAGCGCGGAGGGGCAGGCGUGGAUUGGCGUCGCCAAGAGCCACGAGGCCGUCGUGGCCGGCCUCCGCGCCACCCUUGACCAGCUGCUACAAUCUGCCGCCGCGCAAGGAGCGGCUGGAGAAGGCGCCGACGCCGAGGACGCGCGGUCCUGCUGUUUCGAGACACCUGUGGGCGACGAUAAUGCUGGUGCUGGGGACGACGGCGCGGAGGCAUCCAACAAGUCCAGAGCAGCGUGCAAGGCUUGCGGCGAGAGUGAGUCGUGCGUGCUGCUGCUGCCGUGCCGGCACCUUUGUCUCUGCCCCGCGUGCGACGCCGCCGUGGACACGUGCCCGGUCUGCGCGGCCACCAAGAACGCCUCCCUCCAUGUCCUGCUCUCUUGAUCCAAGCUCGCGCGCCUGUGGCCUUCUCUUCUCUCUAACUGUUUGUCAUAGCUAAAAUCUGUUGACGUCAGCGCGCUUGGUCUUGCUACUUCAUCGCGCCGAAACCCAGCGACAUGCCAAGUAAAAUAGUGUUUAGUUCGCUAAGUUUCUUCGAAUGAAUAGCAGUACUUCUAGAAUUU
Lolium rigidum is the source of this 1169-nucleotide messenger RNA. Its product is annotated as probable BOI-related E3 ubiquitin-protein ligase 2. Gene Ontology annotation, molecular function: ubiquitin-protein transferase activity. The transcript has 2 exons. NCBI's taxonomy places the organism in Eukaryota, Viridiplantae, Streptophyta, Magnoliopsida, Poales, Poaceae. The record is from RefSeq and is a predicted model, not a curated record. The coding region runs from base 22 to 990 and encodes 322 amino acids.